Messenger RNA from Protopterus annectens (West African lungfish), 1073 nucleotides. RefSeq names its product tumor susceptibility gene 101 protein-like. The coding region runs from base 138 to 1073 and encodes 311 amino acids. NCBI's taxonomy places the organism in Eukaryota, Metazoa, Chordata, Ceratodontiformes, Protopteridae. The record is from RefSeq and is a predicted model, not a curated record. Gene Ontology annotation, cellular component: ESCRT I complex. Gene Ontology annotation, biological process: protein modification process; protein transport; endosome to lysosome transport. The transcript has 9 exons. Gene Ontology annotation, molecular function: ubiquitin binding.
AAACACGCCCUUCUCCAGAGACACCGUCAGAAAAGUGCACAAACCCAUCUUCCCUCUGUCAGUACUAUUUCCCCGUUUGGUGCAAACGUACUGUAAAGUACUUCAAACUGUCACUUGGUUUCGUGCUUUAAUUUACAAUGUCGGCAGUUCCAGAUGCAGCCGUAGAAUCGACAUUAGCUAAGUGCUUGUAUGGCAAUCCUGCUAAAAUUCUUGAAGAUAUUGCACAAGUACAAGCAGUGUACAAAAAUCUCCACCUGUUUGUUGAUCGUUUCUGUUAUAAUGCUCAAGUACAGAAGUGGCUGGUGAAUCUCAGUGGCACUGUUCCAGUAAUGUACAAAGAUCAUCUUUAUAAUUUGCCUCUCUGUAUUUGGUUGCAUACUGCUCAUCCUUGGGUUUAUCCAAAGUGCUUUGUGAAGCUACCAGCCAAUAUGGUAAUUUUACCUGGAAAACAUGUUGAUCAAAGUGGCGAUUUGGUGUUGAACUAUCUUCAGAACUGGAAAUAUCCAUCAUCAAAUCUCCUGGGCCUUGUACAAGAAAUUAUAUCAGUUUUCCAGCAACAACCACCUGUGUAUGCUGUUAUGAACCCAAAUUAUAAUGUGGUACACAAUCCACCAUCAGGUGGAGUAAACUCAUCAUAUGGAGUAUACAUCCCUGCAGCAAGUGCUUCCUCACAAACUGAAGUAAUUUGUGAAAACACAAAAAACAUUAACCUGUGUCAGAAUAAUCUUGAAGUUGGUGUCACCGUAGUAGGAGAGACAGACGGUCAAAGCAGCAAAAAGAAUCUGAUUUCUCUGAAUUGUGCUGAUGAUAAAAAUGUCCAUUCUUAUGUGAAAGAGCUUUUGGACAAUGGCAUUAUAUUUGAGGCACCUGUGCAACCAGCUUCAACCCUGCCUCCCUCAACACAACAGCCAGAGAUUCCAGUUGCUCAAAAUAUUAUUGUACAGAAAGACCAUGCUGCUCCUGUUCAAGAUCAAAACUUUCAUAGAGCAGCAAUUAAGUGUGAAGCAAAGGAAACUGCAGAAAUUUUUAAAGUAAGUCUUUAUAGUUUCAAGUACAUAUUAACAGUACCUUGA